Messenger RNA from Nerophis lumbriciformis (worm pipefish), 3417 nucleotides. It is a transcript of the gene vps35l, whose product is annotated as VPS35 endosomal protein sorting factor like. NCBI's taxonomy places the organism in Eukaryota, Metazoa, Chordata, Actinopteri, Syngnathiformes, Syngnathidae. Gene Ontology annotation, biological process: endocytic recycling. Gene Ontology annotation, cellular component: endosome. The record is from RefSeq and is a predicted model, not a curated record.
CAUUGUGGGGUAUGGAGUUUUAUUCAGUUAGUUCAAGUAAAUGUUUGAGCUGGGUUUGAUUACAAACAAAGACAAACAGUCGUGGCACGUCAAUAAAAUAACUUUUCAUUGACCAAAUAAUGACAAGCUUGUUAGAAGUAUCCGGUGUUGUUCAUAACCAGGAAGUACGGUCAGGGUGUCACGUGAUCAUGUAAAGAUGGCCGCAGUGAUGUGGCGUUCUCGUUGGCGCAACUAUGAAGAAGAGCUGCAGAGGACCCGUCUUGAGGCGGCUCUACUGGAAGUGGCUGACUACCAUCCUCUUAAACCUAUAUUGGUGACAGACACCAAAGCCCGCCGUGGCACUCGCAAAGGCAGCACCUCUUCCUCGUCCUCCUCCUCUUCUUCUGUCGCCCCGGACCCACUCAGUUCCAUGUUGGAUGGAACCGAUCCACUGUCCAUGUUUGCAGCCGCCUCUGCCAGCGAGACUCCAUCGACGAUGCACAGUGCAGGGGACUCGGUAAAGAAGAAGGGGGAAAAGGAGAUACAGGCAGUGGGACCAGACUUUGAGCCCUGGUCAAUGAAGAGAGGAGAGAUCCUGGCAAGGUUCACCACCACUGAAAAACUCUCAAUUAAUCUAUGCAUGGGCUCCGAGAGAGGAAAUUCCCAAACUCCUGGAUCGUCUGCUGUCUCUGAGAAAGUUCGCACUCGCUUGGAAGAACUAGAUGAUCUAGAAGAGGGAUCCCAGAGAGAGCUGCUGAAUCUCUCCCAGCAGGAAUAUGCCAACCGUAUAGAGGAGUUGAAUCAGUCCCUGAAAGAGGCCUGGGGCUCGGACCAGAAGGUCAAGGCUUUGAAGAUUGUAAUCCAGUGCUCCAAGCUUCUAUCUGACACCUCUGUGAUCCAGUUUUACCCCAGCAAGUUUGUUCUCAUCACUGACAUACUUGACACCUUUGGCCGACUUGUGUACGACAGAAUAUGGAGCAUGUGUUCAGACCCAAGGCCUUUACCAGACACAUUCACAGUUGACGAUGUUAACGACACAGCCAAGGAGACGUGUCUCAACUGGUUUUUCAAGAUUGCCUCCAUUAGAGAACUAUUGCCCAGACUAUAUGUCGAAGCAUCCAUCCUUAAGUGCAACCGCUUUCUGAACAAAUCUGGUAUUCAGGAGACUCUCCCACGUCUGACUGCCAUGAUCAGAGGGAUUGGGGACCCACUGGUGGCGGCUUACACUAGAGCUUACCUCUGCAGGGUGGGCAUGGAGGUCGCCCCCAGCUUGAAAGACAGCUUGAACCGAAACUUCUUUGACCUGCUCGGAACCUUCCGUCAGAUAAGCGGGGAGAGCGUUCGCAACCAGCUGCUCACGCAGAGGGUGGAGAUGCCUGAAUAUCUGACUCUUUAUUCCCCUGCCAUCAACUGGAUCUUGCAGUGUAGUGCUGACAGUGCCCCAGAACCUCUCCUAACAGAGAUGAUGGAGAGAUGCAAAAAGCUAGGAAACAAUGCCUUGCUUUUGAAUUCAGUAAUGAGGGCAUUCAGGCCGGAGUUUGUCGCCACCAGAGCCACUGACUUCAUCGGCAUGAUAAAAGACUGUGACGAGGCCGGGUUCCCCAAACAUUUGUUAUUCGGAUCUUUGGGUCGCUGCCUGGCUGUUGCUGACCCUCCAGAAUCCGAGAGGCUGACCAUCCUAAAUGAAGCCUGGAAAGUCGUCACCAAAGUCCGCAGUCCUCGGGACUACGUCAACUGUGCUGAGAUCUGGAUGGAGUUCACCUGCAGACAUUUUACGAAACGUGAGGUCAACACGGUUCUGGCAGACAUCAUCAAACACAUGACCCCUGACCGGGCCUUUGAGGAUGCCUACCCGCAGCUGCAGUCCGUGAUCAGGAAAGUACUCGCCCACUUCAAUGACUUCUCUGUCCUCUUCUCCAUGGAGCGUUUCCUCCCAUUUCUGGACAUGUUCCAGAAAGACGGUGUGAGGGUGGAGGUCUGCAGAUCCAUCAUGGAUGUCUUCAUCAAACACCAGCUGGAGCCUACCAGAGACCCGGUCAUCCUCAACGCCAUGAUGCACAUCUGCAAGACCAUGCAUGAUUCUGUCAAUGCUCUCACUCUUGAGGAUGAAAAAAGAUCCCUUUCUCUGCUGAUCAUCAGCUUUAUGCGCUUGGUGUCCUUCGGCCGUGACUUUGAGCAGCAGUUGAGUUUCUGUGUGGAGGCCAGAGCAACAUUCUCUAACCUAGAACCAGUGCUGGUGCAGCUCAUUCACGCGGUGAACCAACUGGCCAUGGAGACCAGGAGGGUGAUGAGGGGCAGCCACUCCCGCAAAACAGCCGCAUUCGUCCGGGCGUGUGCUGCCUACACUUUUAUUACCAUCCCGUCACUCAGCAGCAUCUUUAGUCGCCUUAACCUUUAUCUGCUGUCUGGUCAGGUAGCGUUGGCCAACCAAUGUCUUUCACAGGCGGAUGCCUUCUUAAAGGCGGCGGUCAGUCUUCUUCCAGAGGUUCCACGCUCCAUCAGUGUGGAGGGCAAGCUUCGCUCCGCCGAGAGUUUCACGCUCGACUUCGUCAACAACUUCCUCUCAACCCUUCUUGUUGUCCCGGAUCACCCUGAGCACGGCGUGCUCUACUUGGUCCGCGGCCUGCUCAACAUGGUGCAGGAUUACACCUGGGAGGACAACAGCGACGCUAAAGUGCGGGUCUACAUCGGCGCCCUGCCCCUGCUGGCCGCCAUGAGUCAAGAAACUUAUCUCUACACCAUUCCAAAAAUGGAGUCCAAUGAGAGUCUUUAUGGAGGGGAUCCAAAGUUCCUGUCAGAAAUCAACAAGCUGUGUGAGACCUUGAUUGGGCAAAUCCUGGACCACCUCAAGGUCCUCGGCCGAGAAGAGAGCACGCGCCGCCAAGGCGGUCUUGCCUUCUCCCUCUUCGGCGUCCUGCUCUCCCACGGCGACCUGAGGAACAACAAGCUGAGCCAGCUGGCCGUCAACCUGUGGAACCUCAGCCACAAACACGGAUACUGUGACACGCGUAUUUCUGUUCGGACUCUGGAGUACAUGAAGCAUCAAGCUGCACAAGCCGACAUGGCUCACCUGUCCGACACAGUGCAGAGGCUCGCGUUGCAGUCCCGCACAUAAACACCAACAAGUACAUUUAUUUUUAAUAAUCAUUUUUAAAAAGCCCGCUACACAUCCGGUAUAUCAUGGUGUCAGGCACAAAACAAUCUCACUUAAAAUUAGGUUGGUUUGACUGAAAGCAAUUAUGUUUGCCAAUAUUAACAAGCAAUGUUUCUUUUAAAAUUGUCAUUAAUAUCAUGUAGUGCUAUUCUAUUUAUAGAUCAUUUGAGCUAAUCUUGCUCAAGUAUGAGAUCAUGUGUACUAUUGCCAAAUGUGUCUUUUGAUGUCAUAGUUGUUUAUAAGCUACAAGGUACAAUAAAGAAAUGGACAGGACAAGAUUUGUU